Messenger RNA from Dromiciops gliroides (monito del monte), 2066 nucleotides. RefSeq names its product G-patch domain containing 3 (gene GPATCH3). Gene Ontology annotation, molecular function: nucleic acid binding. Gene Ontology annotation, biological process: negative regulation of RIG-I signaling pathway; positive regulation of DNA-templated transcription; negative regulation of type I interferon production. The transcript is spliced from 7 exons. The record is from RefSeq and is a predicted model, not a curated record. Lineage: Eukaryota; Metazoa; Chordata; Mammalia; Microbiotheria; Microbiotheriidae. Bases 14 to 1576 code for a protein of 520 amino acids.
GUGACCAACCAAGAUGGCGGUGCCCACUUCGGCCGAGACGGCAGCCGAAACCUCGGCUCCCGUGUACCUGGUGGUUAGUGGGAUCCCUGCGGGCCUGCGCUCGGCUCAGCUGAGGAACUACUUUAGUCAAUUCCGAGAGCAGCGCGGUGGCCGUGAUGCCGGCUUCCUCUGCUUCCACUAUCGGCACCGACCUGAACGGGCCCUGGCCCCAGAACCGGCCCCGGCCGCCGCAGCCCUGUCCUCUGAUCCAGCUGCGGUUCCCGCUCAGUCUCCGGCCCCAGCCCCUCCUUCCACCUGCUGCUGCGUGAUCUCGGUGCGGGGGCCGGCCCAGGCCGAGCGGCUUCUCCGCAUGUACUCGGGCCGCCCUUGGCUUGAUUCGCAGGGGAACUGGCUUCCCGGACGCUGCCUCAUCCGCAGGCUCCGGCUUCCUGUUCAGGAGGCAGGUGUCGAUCCCUUUCCCUUCAAGACCCGGAAGGAGCUGCAUAGGAGGAGGGCCGGGAGUGAAGCCUUCACCCUGACUGACCUCAGGCAGCUGCCAGAACUGAACCCUCCGGCCCUGAUGCCCAAUGGGAAUGUGGGGACCCCAAUGCGUAUCUUCUUAGAGCUGAUCCGGGCCUGUCGUCUGCCCCCCCGAAUCAUUACCCAGCUGCAGUUACACUUCCCCAAGACGGGCUCCUCCCGGCGAUAUGGCAACGUACCCUUUGAGUAUGAAGACUCAGAGACUGUUGAGCAGGAAGAGCUUGUGUACACCGACCAGGGGGAGGAGAUCCCAGAAACCCCUCAAGGAGCCUGUCCCACACCCAUCACAGCCGGUUCCCAUGGAGGGCCAAAAGAAGACAAAGAAGAAGAGGAAGAGUCUCAUUCGGAUGAUGACAAUGACACGUGUGAGGAGUGGGAGCGGCACGAGGCUUUGCAUGAAGAUGUGACAAACCAGGAGCGCACAGCAGAAAGGCUCUUUGAGCAAGAGAUUGAGCUCAAAUGGGAGAAGGGUGGCUCCGGGCUUGUGUUUUACACAGAUGCUCAAUACUGGCAGGAAGAGGAAGGAGAUUUUGAUGAGCAAACAGCUGAUGACUGGGAUGUGGAUAUGAGUAUAUACUAUGAUCAAGAUGGUGGAGACAAGGAUGCUCGUGACUCAGUCCAGAUGCGCCUGGAACAGAGACUACGAGAUGGACUGGAGGAUGGCUCUGUGGUCGGCCAAGUUGGCACCUUUGAGCGUCAUACAAAGGGUAUUGGAAGAAAAGUGAUGGAGCGACAAGGCUGGGCCGAGGGCCAGGGCCUAGGCAGUAGUUGCUCGGGAGUGGCUGAGGCCCUGGACAACGAUGGGCAGAAUCCCAAGUGUAAACGUGGAUUAGGGUACCAUGGAGAGAAACUGCAGUCUUUUGGACAGCCAAAGAGGCCACGUGGGACCAACCUGGGGCUCAUCUCCACCAUCUAUGAUGAACCCCUUGCUCAGGACCAGGGUGACCUGCUGCUUCGACGCCAGCCACCUACCAGCCUCAAGUUCCGGGCAGAUAUGGCCUUUGUGAGAGGCUCAGGCACAGACAGCUUUUUUCACAACUCAUCAGAGCCCAAGUGACUGGGACAGGAGCUCCACACAUGGUGGUGAGAAUCACAGCAUCUCUCUGACCUUUCUGUUCUUGGAGCCAAAGUGGGUGGCUGCUAGAGAAGAGAGUGGCAUAGAGAGACCUGAGGCCAGCCAGCUUUCUCACUUCUCUUCCUUUCCACAUGCUACCUCGGGGCCAGCGACUUUUCUUUUACAAAGCACUAUUUCUGUUACACUAUUUGGGCCUGGUGGUCUCUCCUUAUGGACUUUAUCUCAAGACCACACCAUUUUGGCCUCCGCUCUAGAGUCCCUAGGACACCAGUGUCCAGUUUGGCAUCGUCUCCUCCUCAGCCCCCUGAAGCCAAGCCUCAUUACUAAGACCAGGCCAUCUCUUCCCUUGAGAUUUCCUGUACCACAAUAAUUGUGCUGACCAGAGGGGAGAGGGCCUUGCAGCCUGGAUCCACUCCACUUGUUCCCUUCUGUGAAGGGCAGCCAGACCCAGAGCAGAAUAAAGUUUAUUUGU